Drosophila persimilis is the source of this 1795-nucleotide messenger RNA. RefSeq names its product fork head domain-containing protein crocodile (gene croc). The record is from RefSeq and is a predicted model, not a curated record. The coding region runs from base 105 to 1673 and encodes 522 amino acids. Gene Ontology annotation, biological process: anatomical structure morphogenesis; cell differentiation; regulation of transcription by RNA polymerase II. Gene Ontology annotation, molecular function: DNA-binding transcription factor activity, RNA polymerase II-specific; RNA polymerase II cis-regulatory region sequence-specific DNA binding. The transcript has a single exon. NCBI's taxonomy places the organism in Eukaryota, Metazoa, Arthropoda, Insecta, Diptera, Drosophilidae.
GAAUUCGGUGUGCGGCAUUUGGCCGCAAUCCUCGCAUAGAUCUUUACCAGAUCGUGGCAUAAACACAGACCCCGUCCCACAUCCACCAUCCAUCGUCCAGCAAGAUGCACACUCUGUUCAGCGAUCAGAACUCCUUCUCCCGGCACUACGCUCAGACGGCCGCCGGCUAUAGUUCGGCCUCUGCGGUGGCGGCGGCAAGCAGUGCCUCAGCGGCGGCAGCCGCUCAUUACGCCUACGACCAGUACUCCCGGUACCCGUACUCGGCCAGUGCCUACGGCUUGGGGGCGCCGCACCAGAACAAGGAGAUCGUGAAGCCCCCAUACUCCUACAUCGCUCUCAUUGCGAUGGCCAUCCAGAAUGCGGCGGACAAGAAGGUGACGCUGAAUGGCAUCUAUCAGUACAUCAUGGAGCGGUUUCCCUACUAUCGGGACAAUAAGCAGGGCUGGCAGAACUCCAUCCGGCACAAUCUCAGCCUCAACGAGUGCUUCGUAAAGGUGGCCCGCGACGACAAAAAGCCAGGCAAGGGCUCCUACUGGACCCUGGAUCCGGACUCCUACAACAUGUUCGACAACGGAUCGUUCCUGCGGCGGAGGCGUCGCUUCAAGAAGAAGGACGUCAUGCGGGAGAAGGAGGAGGCCAUCAAACGGCAGGCGAUGAUGAACGAAAAGCUGGCCGAGAUGAAGCCAUUGAAGCUGAUGACCAACGGCAUCCUGGAGGCCAAGCACAUGGCCGCCCAUGCGGCCCACUUCAAGAAGGAGCCGCUCAUGGAUCUGGGCUGUCUCAGCGGCAAGGAUGUUUCCCAUGCGGCAAUGCUCAACUCCUGCCACGACAGCCUCGCCCAGAUGAACCAUCUCGCUGGGGGCGUAGAACAUGCUGGCUUCACAGUGGACUCCCUGAUGAAUGUCUACAAUCCGCGGAUUCAUCACAGCGCCUAUCCGUACCACUUGAACGACGACAAUCUGGCGUCGGUGGCCAGCAGUCAGAUGCAUCACGUGCACCAUGCGGCGGCCGCCCAUCAUGUCCAGCAGCUGCGCCAUGUGGGUCACGUUUCGCAUCCCCUCACGCCCGGCGGCCAUGGAGGCGGCGGUGGAGCGGGCGGGGGACACAACAGUGGUAUUCAAUCCUCGGGACAUUCGCCCACCACGAUCUCAACGCCGCAUGGACCGGCCCAUGGGGGAUGGUACACCCCGGAGACGCCGCCCUCGGAGCCCAUUCCCAACGGCGGGGGCGGUCAGCAAGGCACGCCCACACACCCCGGCCAUCCCAACACCAACCCCAACAGCAACAACAACAACAACUCGAGUGUCCACAACAACAACCACAGUCAUAGUCACAGCCACAGCCACAACGGAGGUGGCGCCUCCUCGGUUCUGACGAGCAGUCCGAGUUCCGCCUUGGGUUUCCGCGAUAUGAUCUUCGAGCAGAACCAAUCCUGCCAGCUGGACACUGGGAGUCCCACAGGGAGCCUCCAGUCUGCGAGUCCCCCCGCCUCGGCGAGUGUGGCAGCAGCCUCUGCAGCGGCCGCAGCGGCAGUGAUCAGCAGCCACCACCACCAUCAUCACCAUCAUGCGCUGAGCGGCAAUCUGGGGCAGCUGGGGCAGCUGAGCAACCUGAGUCACUAUCGGCCCCACAUGGGGCACUAUCAGGAGUACGGCAUCAAGUAUGGCGUCUAAGAAAUGGGAGAGGCAUAUGUGGAUGUGUGGCAUACUCCAAAGUCUAGCUGUUAUCUCUUGUAUAUUCGUGUAAAUAUAUUUCCAAGAACGAUCCGCAGCUCUAGAAUGUAUCUCAGUAUCGA